AUGGGCGUUCCGCCAGGUUCGCAGGCAGCUCCACUUCCGAGCAAUCUGCCCUUUCGACUCGUCUCCAAGACGAUUGGGUCCGGCGCAUAUGCAUCGUGCGUAUCCAACCCUUCUGCAGGAUGGUCACACAUCCGUUGGACAACAGACGUCGCUGACAAUCAAUUGCCAAUAGANAUUCGCAAGGCAGUGCCCAAGGACAAGCCGAAACCCAUCAUCGCCGUCAAGUUUAUCAACAAAGAGCAUGCCUUCAAAGUAGGCCGGUUACGGCCCAAGCAGAUCGAGCUCGAGAUCAGUCUGCAUCGCCAGGUGUCGGGCCAUGCCAACAUAAUCCGCUUCCUGUCGCACGGCGACGACCAAUCGUGGAUCUGGAUCGCCAUGGAGCUGGCCGAGGGUGGCGACCUGUUCGACAAGAUCGAGGCCGACGAGGGUGUGGGAGAGGACAUUGCGCACUUCUAUUUCAAGCAGCUCGUCAAUGCCAUCGCCUGGUGUCAUGGCAAGGGCGUUGCGCAUAGAGACAUCAAGCCCGAGAACAUGCUGCUGACGGCCAAUGGCGACCUGAAGCUGGCCGACUUUGGUCUUGCCACGGCCUUCCUCAACCCCAAGACUGGAGACUCGAAAAUGUGCGGUCUGGUCUGUGGCAGUCCACCCUAUAUUGCCCCUGAGAUCAUCCAGGUCGGUCACGCAAAUCAAAAGAGGAAGCAUGGCGAGGACAAAUUUGGCUACUGCCCGAACAUCUCGGACAUUUGGAGCUGCGCCAUUGUGCUGUUUGUACUGUUGGUCGGCAACACUCCUUGGGACCAGCCCGAGCCACGGAAGAGCGAGGAAUUCUACCAUUUUUGCGAGACACAAGGCCGUCCUGAAGAUGAGCUUUGGGAGAAGAUACCAUCCGAGGCAUUGAGUCUGCUGAGAGGUAUGCUCAAGGUCGACGUACUCGAACGAUUCAAGCUGGACGACAUCCGCAUCCAUUCAUGGUACACGCGUCCGAACAAGUUCAUGAAUCCAAAGGGCACCGUCUCCGACUCGGUCAGUCUAGCUACCAACAUGAUCGAGCGCCUACACAUCGACUUUACCACGGUACCUGAUUCGUCACAGAGCCAGGAGCAACCCAAACAGGUCGAGUCGCAGCCCGCACCUGCCCUCAUGUCCACACAACCUGUAACUCCGGCCUUUGACCAACCUUUCGAUUGGGAAGCUCCACCCCGCCUGGCAGGUCUCACAGCCUCCCAGCCCGUAACAGCACAUGAUUCUUCCCGUGUCGCCAUGACCCACGACCUCAUCGCCGCUCAACUCUCGCAAGAACCGCACAUGACCCAGUUCAGCCAAAGCCACAACGUACCCCUAUCCCUAACACAAAACGCCCGCCGCUUCCGCGACAUUGUCCCCGCACAGUCCCUUGCGCGUUUCUACUCUUACCAAGCUUUACCUCAGCUACUGGGCACCGUACGCAGCGCCUUGCACACACUCAAUGUACCCAUACACGCCGCCACUGCCGCCGACGACAAGGCGAAACAGGCCUACAUACGCAUCCGUAUGAGUGAUGGCCGCAAGCAGGGGCUCAGCGGGAACGUCGUGCUCGAGUCCAUUGCCGAAGAUGGGCUUGUCGAGGUCAGAUUCGUCAAGGCAAAGGGCGAUCCGCUCGAGUGGCGCAGAUUAUUCAAGCGAGUCGCUGUGCUGUGUCGCGACGCGAUCCUCAUGCCUAGAGAGUAA
Aureobasidium vineae is the source of this 1707-nucleotide messenger RNA. Lineage: Eukaryota; Fungi; Ascomycota; Dothideomycetes; Dothideales; Saccotheciaceae. The record is from the annotation of a GenBank genome assembly.